AUGGAGACAGUCCAAAUUCUUUGUGAUUCCACAAAUGGUGAUUGUGACCCACCAAAGUGCGUUCUGAAACAGCUGUUUGAACUGAAUGACUGGGAAUCUUGUGAAUAUAACCAAAAUCGGGAAAAGAAUAUGGACCCCCAAAAUUUUAAAUCUUUUUUUGGAAAGGUUGCAAAGUUUGGAUCAGAACAGUGGCAAAUUAAAGGAAUUCUAUUGGGGAGAAC
Molecule: messenger RNA, 221 nt
Organism: Acaulospora morrowiae
Lineage: Eukaryota; Fungi; Glomeromycota; Glomeromycetes; Diversisporales; Acaulosporaceae
Source: the annotation of a GenBank genome assembly